GACCCCCCAAAAAACUGACUUUUCUUUGUGCAGACGUAAAUUCAUCUUUUAUCUGUCGGUUCAUGAAUUGGGGGUUUUCUCAUUUCCUCAUAGUUGAAUUUAUUUGGGUUCAAAAUUGAAUUUUGAACCAUUUUUGGGAAAAGAAGGAGAAUUGGGUAUUUAGCUAAAUUGGGAAAACAGGUUUCUGAAUUGGUUUCUUGAUUUUCUGUGGCUUUUAUUGAUUGGAGUUGGAUUUCGAGCUGACCCCACUCAUGAAAAAUUUAUAUGAUUGGUGUUCUUGAACUGUUUCAUUUCCAGUUUUGACUUUUUGGUAAACUCAUUUUGGAAGUUGAUCAGUUCUUUGAAUUGAAUUGAGUGUUCAUUUAGGUUGAUUAGAAAGGUUAGGUGGUUGAAUGUUGUCUAUUAGGUUUGCAUCUUCUUGAAUCAUAGUUGUCUUGAAAGAUGGCUUCAGGGAUGGGGCUUGAUGAAGACAGUGGUGAAACUAAAGGAGGCAUGUGGGAUUUAGACCAAAAGCUUGAUCAGCCUAUGGAUGAAGAGGCAGGAAGACUAAGAAAUAUGUAUAGAGAAAAGACUUUCUCGUCAUUGUUGCUUCUGCGGCUUGCUUUUCAGAGUCUGGGAGUGGUUUAUGGAGACUUGGGGACGUCUCCUUUGUAUGUGUUCUACAAUACAUUUCCCCAUGGAAUUGAUGAUCCAGAGGAUGUCAUUGGCGCACUUUCACUAAUUAUAUAUUCCCUCACACUUAUCCCUCUCCUCAAAUAUGUUUUCAUAGUUUGUAGAGCAAACGACAAUGGUCAAGGUGGGACUUUUGCUCUUUAUUCUUUGUUAUGUCGCCAUGCUAAGAUAAAGACAAUUCCCAACCAACACCGGACAGAUGAAGAGCUGACAACUUAUAGUCGCAGCACAUUCCAUGAGCACUCAUUUGCUGCAAAAACAAAAAGAUGGUUGGAGGCAUAUCCGUUCAGGAAGAACUCGCUUCUUAUUCUUGUAGUUAUAGGCACUUGCACGGUAAUAGGUGAUGGAAUUCUUACUCCGGCUAUAUCAGUUCUUUCAGCUUCCGGUGGGAUCAAGGUGGACCAUCCAAAGAUGAGUAAUGAUGUUGUAGUGAUUGUUGCUGUCAUUAUAUUAGUUGGUUUAUUUAGCGUACAACACUACGGCACAGACAGGGUUGGUUGGCUGUUUGCUCCAGUUGUGCUGCUUUGGUUUCUUUUAGUAGGAGGUAUUGGCAUCUUCAACAUCUGGAAAUAUGAUAGCUCUGUUGUGAGGGCCUUUUCUCCUGUGUACAUAUAUAGAUAUUUUAGGAGGAGAAAGAAAGACAGUUGGACAUCCCUGGGAGGAAUAAUGCUCAGCAUCACAGGAACAGAGGCACUUUUUGCUGAUCUUGCUCAUUUUCCGGUGUCAGCAAUACAGCUUGCUUUCACAGUCAUUGUUUUCCCUUGCCUUCUUUUAACAUAUAUGGGGCAAGCAGCAUACCUCAUGCAAAAUAAGGAACAUGUUGUCGAUGCAUUCUACCGUUCUAUUCCAGGCAUCAUAUACUGGCCAGUUUUUAUUGUUGCAACAUUAGCUGCUAUCGUUGCAAGUCAAGCAACAAUCACCGCUACGUUUUCAAUAAUCAAGCAAGCUCUGGCACAUGGCUGUUUCCCAAGAGUCAAGGUAGUACAUACAUCAAAGAAGUUCCUCGGCCAGAUAUACAUUCCUGAUAUAAAUUGGAUCCUUAUGGUUCUUUGCAUCGCUGUGACUGCUGGAUUCAGAAAUCAAAGCCAAAUUGGCAACGCAUAUGGAACGGCAGUUGUGAUAGUCAUGUUGGUGACGACAUUCCUCAUGACCUUAAUAAUGUUAUUAGUUUGGCGCUGCCAUUGGGUUCUUGUCCUUGUCUUCACCUUCUUAUCUCUGGUGGUUGAAUGUACCUACUUCUCUGCGGUGCUAUUUAAGGUUGAUCAGGGUGGUUGGGUUCCACUUGUGAUUGCUGCAGCUUUUUUUGUCAUCAUGUAUGUCUGGCAUUACGGAACUGUGAAACGUUAUGAAUUUGAAAUGCACAGCAAGGUAUCAAUGGCAUGGAUUCUUGGGCUUGGCCCCAGCUUAGGACUUGUACGUGUCCCUGGGAUAGGACUUGUCUACACCGAGCUAGCUAGUGGAGUGCCACAUAUCUUUUCUCACUUCAUCACAAAUCUGCCAGCUGUACAUUCAGUUGUAGUAUUUGUCUGUGUGAAGUAUCUUCCAGUUUACACUGUUCCAGAAGACGAGAGGUUCCUCAUGAAGCGCAUAGGACCCAAGAGUUUUCACAUGUUCCGUUGUGUUGCAAGGUAUGGUUACAAAGACCUCCAUAAGAAAGAUGAGGAGUUCGAGAGAAAGCUAUUUGAUAACCUCUUCCUGUUUGUCCGGCUGGAGAAUAUGAUGGAAGGUUGCUCUGACUCCGAUGAAUACAGCUUAUACGGGCAGCAAACUCAGCAUUCAGCGAGUUACCUACUGCGAAGUAAUGGCAACUCAACUACAGGAGAUAAUGACUUCACAAGUUCGACAGUGGACUCAAUAAUUCCUGUUAAAUCUCCUACUCAAGGGAACAACACAGUCACAUCAUCAGGCCGUGAGAGCAGCCAGGCAGAAGCGGAUGAAAUGGAAUUCUUAAAUCGUUGUAGAGAUGCUGGGGUUGUACACAUUCUUGGAAACACUGUGGUUAGAGCAAGGAGGGACUCUAGGUUCUACAAGAAAAUUGCUAUCGACUAUAUAUAUGCGUUUCUUAGGAAAAUAUGCAGGGAAAAUAGUGUAAUCUUCAAUGUCCCUCAUGAGAGCCUACUAAAUGUUGGACAGAUAUUCUAUGUAUAAUUUUUUGUUUCAACAAAUGAAUGAA
Solanum verrucosum is the source of this 2845-nucleotide messenger RNA. Its product is annotated as potassium transporter 11-like. The transcript has 8 exons. Gene Ontology annotation, cellular component: membrane. The record is from RefSeq and is a predicted model, not a curated record. Gene Ontology annotation, molecular function: potassium ion transmembrane transporter activity. Gene Ontology annotation, biological process: potassium ion transmembrane transport. Lineage: Eukaryota; Viridiplantae; Streptophyta; Magnoliopsida; Solanales; Solanaceae. The coding region runs from base 442 to 2820 and encodes 792 amino acids.